Molecule: messenger RNA, 1471 nt
Organism: Owenia fusiformis
Lineage: Eukaryota; Metazoa; Annelida; Polychaeta; Sabellida; Oweniidae
Source: the annotation of a GenBank genome assembly
AGAAGGAACAUCAGCAGUAUGUUUAUGCCAAUUGUAUAGAUGUGUUGAUUUCACAUUGUAGUUUGCCAUGGAUGAAGUACAUAGAAGGAACAUCAGCAGUAUGUUCAUGCCAAUGGUGGAUCCAGUCAACCCAUGCCUUGUCUUGUUCAUAAGGAGAGAAAACAUUGUGCAAGACACCAUCAAUCAACUUCAAAAACAAGGCUGUGCAGACUUUAAAAAACCUCUGAAGGUUGUGAUUCUUGGGGAAGAAGCUCUUGAUGGGGGAGGGGUCAGAAAGGUUAUGUUUUACAAUGAAGAAGCUGUGGAUGAAGGGGGAGUAAGAAAGGAGUUUUUCAUGCUGUUGCUUCGUGAGAUUCUUGACCCCAAAUUUGGAAUGUUCAAGUAUUAUGAGGAGUCCCGUUUACUUUGGUUCAGUGAUCAGAUAUUGGAUGAAGAUACUACAAUGUUUCACCUGAUAGGCCUGGUCUGUGGUCUGGCUAUAUACAAUGCUACCAUCAUUGACCUGCAUUUCCCUCAGGCACUCUUCAAAAAAUUGCUCAAAAGGGAGGUCACAUUAGAUGAUUUGACAGAUUUGGAUCCAUCUCUUGGAAGGAGCUUGAAACAACUUCAAGAAUUUGAGGAUGGAGCUGUUGAAGAGACUUUUGGACUCACAUUCCAGAUCUCCAGGCUGUAUUUUGAUGAGGUGAAGAGCCAUGAUCUGGUGCCCAAUGGUGCUAAUAUACCAGUUACUAAUGACAACAGGAAAGAAUAUGUGUCUGCCUAUAUAGACUUCAUAUUUAAUCGUUCAGUAGAACAGCAGUUCAACGCAUUCAGUGAAGGCUUCCAUAGAGUCUGUGGAGGAACUGUCCUUGAGUUAUUCCAUCCACAGGAACUACAGGCUAUGGUGGUAGGCAAUGAGAACUAUGACUGGGAAGAGCUAGAAAAGAAUGCGCAAUAUAAGGGAGAGUAUGAGGGAGGCAGACAUAAGACAAUCACAUUCUUCUGGGAGGUGUUUCGGGAAUUGAAUCUCGAGCAAAAGAAAAAGUUUUUACUGUUUCUGACAGGCAGUGACAGAAUCCCUAUUUUGGGCAUGAAGGCAGUCAAGAUAUAUAUCCAGCCAGUUGGUGGAGGGGAAGAUUACCUUCCUGUAGGUCACACCUGCUUUAACCUACUAGACCUCCCUAAAUAUAAUACAAAAGAGAAACUUCGAGAAAAACUUUUAAUUGCAAUAGAGCACACUACUGGAUUUGGAUUAGUGUGAAAAGAGCCCACUACUAGAUUUGGAUAAGUGUGAAUAGAGCACACUACUGGAUUUGGAUAAGUGUGAAAAUAGCCCACAACUAGAUUUGGAUAAAUGUGAAAAGAGCACACUACUUCAUUUGUUUGGAUUUGGAUUAGUGUGUUACACUGUGACUGUCUUGUUUAUUCUAGGGAUUUAAGGGAUAACACCACUCUCCUUAAAUAUGAUAUUUAACAAUGGAUACUCAAUACU